This is a messenger RNA of Zerene cesonia (dogface butterfly), 3247 nucleotides long. RefSeq names its product dihydropyrimidine dehydrogenase [NADP(+)] (gene su(r)). The transcript has 22 exons. Gene Ontology annotation, molecular function: iron-sulfur cluster binding; dihydropyrimidine dehydrogenase (NADP+) activity; uracil binding. The record is from RefSeq and is a predicted model, not a curated record. Gene Ontology annotation, biological process: 'de novo' pyrimidine nucleobase biosynthetic process; uracil catabolic process; thymine catabolic process. Bases 109 to 3198 code for a protein of 1029 amino acids. NCBI's taxonomy places the organism in Eukaryota, Metazoa, Arthropoda, Insecta, Lepidoptera, Pieridae. Gene Ontology annotation, cellular component: cytosol; cytoplasm.
AUGUGAUGCAUUGCCAGUGAGCAGUCCACUACGCCGCGAAAUUAUUUACGUAAAUAAAAUAUUUUUCCGAAUUUCAUCUCUAUUUCAAAGACAAUAAAGUUCAGUGAAAUGGCAAAAUUGUUAAGUCAAGAGCUGCCCGAUAUUGAGAAUUUACUCAAAUUAAAUCCUAAGGUCAAGCCAUUUAGUAACUUAGUGCCGUCAGUGGAGACUAAGAAGAAUAAACAACAUUGGAAGCGCAAUUCUGACAGAAAAUGUACCACCGCCUGUUCAACGCUUACGAAAAACUUUGACGACAUCAAACACACCACGCUUUCCGAACGAGGUGCGCUCAAGGAGGCAGCAAGGUGCCUCAAAUGUGCUGAUGCCCCUUGCCAGAAGUCGUGCCCUACCCAGAUCGAUGUCAAGAGUUUUAUCACUAGCAUCGCUAAUCGGAACUAUUAUGGCGCGGCAAAAGCGAUACUAUCUGACAACCCGUUGGGCCUCACCUGCGGCAUGGUGUGUCCCACUAGCGACCUCUGUGUGGGGGGCUGCAAUCUUCACGCGAGUGAAGAGGGAGCCAUUAAUAUAGGGGGCUUACAGCAUUUUGCUGUUGAUGUAUUCAUGAAGAUGGGUAUACCCCAAACCCUAGACCCCAAUACGAAGCCACUCCCCAAGGGUGGUGACCAGAAGAUCGCUCUUGUCGGCGGCGGUCCAGCCAGCAUAAGCUGCGCAUGCUUCCUUGCUAGACUUGGAUAUAAAAACAUCACUGUAUUUGAAAAGGAGAAAUAUCUCGGCGGUCUUAGCUCCUCUGAAAUACCGCAGUACCGUCUGCCAUAUGACGUGGUCCAGUAUGAAGUUGAUCUAGUGAAAAGUUUAGGAGUGAAGUUCGUUACUAAUAGAUCUCUCUCCACUAAAGAUUUAACCGUUGAGGGCCUCCUUAAAGACGGACAUUCGGUUGUAUUUUUGGGAAUAGGUCUCCCCGAACCCAAGAGUAUUCCGAUAUUCAAAAAUCUUAACCAAGAAAUGGGUUUCUAUACCAGCAAAGACUUUUUGCCACUCGUAGCAAAAGGAAGUAAAAAAGGUUUAUGCGCUUGCAAGUCCUCCCUACCCGAGUUACACGGUAAUGUGAUAGUGCUGGGAGCUGGCGACACCGCUUUCGAUUGCGCGACGUCGGCGCUUCGGUGCGGCGCUCGUCGCGUCUAUGUGGUGUUUAGAAAAGGAUUCACAAAUAUUCGCGCUGUUCCUGAGGAGGUCGACUUAGCAAAGGAAGAAAAAUGCGAGUUCGUUCCAUUCAUGUCACCUCGAGAAGUCAUCGUUAAAAAUGGAAAGAUUGCAGCACUUAAAAUGUGUCGCACUGAGCAAUUGGAUGACGGAGAAUGGAUCGAAGAUGAGGAUCAAAUCAUGCAACUGAAAGCUAACUUUAUCAUCUCUGCUUUCGGUUCUGGGCUUUAUGAUACAGAUGUUAAGGAAGCGAUGUCAAGUGUAAAACUAAACCGUUGGGGGUUACCAGAAAUAGACAGUUCAACAAUGCAAAGCGUUAGCAACUCGCAAGUAUUCGUGGGUGGAGACCUCGCGGGAGUUGCUGAAACUACUGUCGAAUCUGUUAACGAUGGCAAAACAGCGGCGUGGCACAUGCACUGUUUUUUACAGAAUAUUCCCCGGGAUGCACCAGUCGAGCUGCCCAAGUUCCACUGUCCCAUCGACGAGGUGGACCUCUCAGUGGAGGUGUGCGGCAUCCGCUUCGAGAACCCGUUCGGGCUGGCGAGCGCGCCGCCCACCACCAGCUCCGCGAUGAUCCGCCGCGCCUUCCAGCAGGGCUGGGGGUUCGCUGUCACUAAAACUUUUGGCUUAGAUAAGGAUUUGGUUACUAAUGUAUCCCCACGUAUCGUGCGCGGAGCAACUUCUGGCGAGAAUUAUGGACCUGGUCAAGGUUCCUUCCUCAACAUCGAGCUGAUUUCCGAGAAAUGCGAAGCCUACUGGUGUCAGAGUAUUACAGAGCUGAAGAAAGAUUUCCCUACUAAAGUAAUAAUAGCAUCAAUAAUGUGUUCAUUCAACGAAGCUGAUUGGACAGAACUUGCAGUAAAAGCAGAAAAAUCUGGCGCAGACGCUUUAGAACUUAACCUGUCGUGUCCCCACGGCAUGGGAGAGUCUGGUAUGGGUCUGGCUUGUGGACAGGAUCCCAAGCUUGUUAAAGCUAUAUCACAGUGGGUGCGGAAAGCAAUAAAAAUUCCAUUCUUUGUAAAAUUGACUCCUAACAUAACUGAAAUCGUCACAAUCGCUCAGGCUGCUUAUGAAGGCGGAGCGAGUGGAGUAUCAGCUAUCAAUACAGUUUCGGGUUUGAUGACUGUCAGAGCUGAUGCUACACCUUGGCCAGGAGUAGGUAUAGAAAAGCGCACUACAUAUGGCGGGGUAUCCGGCAACGCUACUCGGCCUAUGGGACUGCGAGCCGUGUCCGCGAUCGCCAACAAGCUGCCCGGCUUCCCGAUACUCGGUAUCGGCGGUAUUGACUCAGCCGACUCAGCUCUACAGUUCAUUUUGUGCGGAGCGCCGGUUGUUCAAAUAUGCAGUGCAGUACAAAACCAGGACUUCACGGUGGUUGAAGACUAUAUUACCGGUCUUAAAGCUCUUUUAUACCUUAGAUCUAAAGGCCUAGAUGGCUGGGUUGGGCAGUCACCACCUACAUUCAAGCACCAGAAAGGAAAACCUGUUCAAACUUUAUACGACGAAAAUGGCAAGGUGCUAGCACAUUUCGGACCCUAUAAUCAAAAGCGGACAGAACUACUUCAUGCAAUCCGUGUAAAAGCUGACUUACUAGAUGGUAAUACAGUCCAAUCUCCAUUAGAAAAUGGUACAGCUAACGGAUUCCCAGAAGUGCCCAAAAUUAAAGAUGUUUUGGGCCUGGCGCUUCCACGCAUCGGAGCGUACAAAAACUUGGACAACACGAGACAAGUAGUAGCUCUUAUAGAUGAUGAUAUGUGCAUCAAUUGCGGAAAAUGCUACAUGGCUUGCGCAGAUUCGGGAUAUCAAGCAAUCGAAUUUAAUCCAAAAACACAUAUCCCACAUGUAACAGACGAUUGUACAGGUUGUACACUAUGCCUGUCUGUAUGCCCCAUCAUAGACUGCAUUUCAAUGGUGCCAAAGAAAAUCCCACAUGUUAUCAAGAGAGGCAUUCAUUAUCAAAUUCAUCCCGUUUCUCCACUCGACGCGGUGUGUCAAUAAAAGCUUCCAUAUGUAUAAUAUAAAAAUAUAUUAGCAAACAUUACAAAAA